GGGGGCCGCCUAGUCACUCAGCCAGCUGCCCUCCUCUCCUGCCCCGGCCUCCAGUUCUCCAGGCUUCACAGGCGAGCUCGCCAACAGCCACAGCUCAUGAUGGAGGCCAUCAAGAAAAAGAUGCAGAUGUUGAAGCUGGACAAGGAGAAUGCUCUGGACCGGGCAGAGCAAGCUGAAGCGGAGCAAAAGCAGGCAGAAGAGAGAAGCAAGCAGCUGGAGGACGAGCUGGCGGCCAUGCAGAAGAAGCUGAAAGGGACAGAGGAUGAGCUGGACAAGUACUCUGAAGCUCUGAAGGACGCCCAGGAGAAGCUGGAGCUGGCAGAGAAGAAGGCUGCUGACGCUGAGGCUGAGGUGGCCUCCUUGAACCGCAGGAUCCAGCUGGUGGAAGAGGAGCUGGACCGGGCCCAGGAGCGCCUGGCCACUGCCCUGCAAAAACUGGAGGAAGCCGAGAAAGCCGCUGACGAGAGCGAGAGAGGCAUGAAGGUGAUUGAGAACCGAGCCCUAAAAGAUGAAGAAAAGAUGGAGCUCCAGGAAAUCCAGCUCAAGGAAGCUAAGCACAUUGCGGAAGAGGCGGACCGCAAGUAUGAAGAGGUGGCUCGGAAGUUGGUGAUUAUCGAGGGGGACUUGGAACGCACAGAGGAACGAGCUGAGCUGGCAGAGUCUAAGUGUUCUGAGCUGGAGGAGGAGCUGAAGAAUGUCACCAACAACCUCAAGUCUCUUGAGGCUCAGGCGGAGAAGUACUCUCAAAAGGAAGACAAAUACGAAGAAGAGAUAAAGAUUCUUACGGAUAAACUCAAGGAGGCGGAGACCCGUGCUGAGUUUGCCGAGAGGUCAGUGGCCAAGCUGGAGAAGACGAUUGAUGACUUGGAAGAUAAGCUGAAAUGCACCAAAGAGGAGCACCUCUGUACACAAAGGAUGCUGGACCAGACUCUGCUUGACCUGAAUGAGAUGUAGAGCACCCCAGUCCCGCCCUGCCGCUGCUCCUCCCCCUGACCCUGACUCCGCCUGAGGCCAGCCUGCCCGAAGCUGGCCUGGAAACUGAGGGCUGAUCUUUAACUGGAAGUCCGCUUUCUCCUUUUUGCCGCCUCUCCCACCCCAACCCCUGUAUCUUUUUCGCCAAACUGUCUCUGCCUCACCCCUGAGAUUCCAGUCGGGCUUGAGGCCGAGCACCUUUGGGAACAACGUUUAAGGGAAUGUGAGCACAAUGCAAAGUGUCUUUACAAGCAUGUUGUGAUGUACACAUUUUGUAAUUACCUUUUUUUGUUGUUGCUGUAGCGACCCAUUUGUAAAACAUUCCUAAUAAUUCCACAGUUCUGAAGCAGCAGUCUUAGUCCUUCCUCACUUGGAAGGUUUGGAAAGUUAACUUUUCAGCCUAACGCACACUGCUCUCUCUGCAGAGGAGGGAGAGCGGCAAGGCCUGCCUGCCUACUGAGGGCCAGAGCCCCGAAAGGUACCCACUUCUGGGAAGCUUCGUUGCUCUGUCCAAAGUACCGGCCAAAUUAGAAAGGUGAUUCCAGGAGGAGUUAGCCAAAAAGGUGUGGCUCAGGGUUUCAGCUUUAAGGUAUCUUUGAGCAACUUUAAUUUCUUUUCAUCAGAAGUGACCAAACAAAUUAAGGUGUGAGACCUCUGUCUGAGACCAAAUCCUUGUCCUAGCCUCACCCCUCUCUCUCCUAACCGCUCACAGACAUGGAUCAUGUCCCCUUUAUGUUGAGGUGACCACUUAUUUGCUCUCCUGCCUCCUUGAAAGAAGAAAAUUACGUGUUUGCCACUGAUUUAGCCACAUGAAACAAACUUAUCUCGUCACCCUUCUCUGGGACUGAAGCUGCUGUCUCUAAAAGUGCCACGUCAUUGUGCUUUGUGUUAGUGCUGGAGAAAUCUUGAAUAGCUUACGUACAAAACCGUUUUUAAAUUUUAUAUUAUUUUGAAACUUUGCUUCUUUAGGGUUGGGGCACCUUGGCCACUCUGUCAGGCUGAGAACUGUACAGUCUGUGGGCUGACGGUGUGCUGAUCUUUUAAAAGUUUCUUUCCCUGCCCGAUCCCCCCUUUUGGUGAGGUUUCUGUGAGGUCUGUUAGGUGUGCAUCCGGCAGCUUCUUGGCUUACAAUGCACUCUCCUUUGGUGUGCUCUCUCCGGGGCCGAUUGAGAGAAAGAAACCAAUAGUGCAACUGUUUUGAUACUGAAAAUUGACAACUGUCUUUUUGAAAUAAAGAACCAGUCCCUCCAA
Messenger RNA from Leopardus geoffroyi (Geoffroy's cat), 2223 nucleotides. RefSeq names its product tropomyosin 3 (gene TPM3). The record is from RefSeq and is a predicted model, not a curated record. Gene Ontology annotation, molecular function: actin filament binding. The transcript is spliced from 9 exons. NCBI's taxonomy places the organism in Eukaryota, Metazoa, Chordata, Mammalia, Carnivora, Felidae. Gene Ontology annotation, cellular component: actin filament. Gene Ontology annotation, biological process: muscle contraction; actin filament organization. Bases 97 to 954 code for a protein of 285 amino acids.